Messenger RNA from Zingiber officinale, 1036 nucleotides. RefSeq names its product transcription factor RAX2-like. Bases 130 to 882 code for a protein of 250 amino acids. The record is from RefSeq and is a predicted model, not a curated record. Lineage: Eukaryota; Viridiplantae; Streptophyta; Magnoliopsida; Zingiberales; Zingiberaceae. The transcript is spliced from 3 exons.
AUUUUAUUUCUCUCUGCUUUCUUUGAUCUGAUCUGAUCUGAUCUGAUCUGCUCUGCUCUGUUCUGUUGUGUUCCUCGGUUUCUGGUCUUCUUCUGUGCGGUCUUUAAUUGGUUUUGACCUGAUAAACUGAUGGGGAGGGCGCCGUGCUGCGACAAGGCCAACGUAAAGAGAGGGCCGUGGUCGCCGGAGGAGGACCAACUACUCCGGAGUUACAUAGAGGCGCAGGGCACCGGUAGCAACUGGAUUUCUCUCCCCCGGAAAGCAGGUCUCAAUCGUUGCGGGAAGAGCUGCCGUUUGAGAUGGCUUAACUACCUCAGGCCUGACAUCAAGCGCGGUGGCUUCACGGACGAAGAAGACGAUAUCAUUUGCAGCCUUUACAUUCAACUCGGCAGCAGGUGGUCAAUCAUCGCUUCUCACCUCCGUGGAAGAACAGACAACGAUGUGAAGAAUUACUGGAACACCAAGCUGAAGAAGAAGCUGAUGGCAACUUACACGACGAAUCAAACACCUCCUCCUCCUCCUCCUCCUCCUGCCGUCGACUUCGAAGUUAAUUCCAUCGGCACGGAUUCCAUCAUUGCGAUGUCAGGGAAGGAUAGACGUCACUUGCACUCGCCGUUAUCCACCAGCUCGAGCUUGAUGGCGGAGCAGAGAGGUGUGAGGUCGGAAAACAACGAGCAAGAAGGCUCGGCCGCUUCUUCGACAGUAGUCACCGUCGACGAGAACAGCAGCAGCAGCGGCGGCGGCGCCAUGGAGUACUUCAGUUGGCCGGCCGGCGAAGAUGACAUGCUGCUGACGGAGUUCGACAUGGGAUGGAUUAGUGAGCUUCUGGCAACGCCACGGGAGGUGGCUCCGCUUAUUUCGCAUGCAUUUGUUGCUAAUUAAUUAUAGUUUACUAGUCAAACAUUUAUAAAGUUCGACCAAUUCUUUUUUUGUCUUUUGAGAUUAACACGAUUAAGUCAAACGGUGGUCAAUUGUAGAAAAGUUUGACUUUGUCUUUUGCAACAAAGUUUCACACUAUAUAACAGUAAAAUUUAAA